This is a messenger RNA of Oppia nitens, 2002 nucleotides long. RefSeq names its product DNA-binding protein D-ETS-4-like. The transcript has 5 exons. Gene Ontology annotation, biological process: cell differentiation; regulation of transcription by RNA polymerase II. NCBI's taxonomy places the organism in Eukaryota, Metazoa, Arthropoda, Arachnida, Sarcoptiformes, Oppiidae. Gene Ontology annotation, cellular component: nucleus. Gene Ontology annotation, molecular function: sequence-specific DNA binding; DNA-binding transcription factor activity, RNA polymerase II-specific. Bases 140 to 1387 code for a protein of 415 amino acids. The record is from RefSeq and is a predicted model, not a curated record.
UCCUAUAAAACUAUAAGACUGACUGUUUGUUUGGCGAUUGUUUUAGUCGGUGUCUUGUCUUUGGUCACAACAUUACUAUUGAUUAUUAACUAUAUAUUUGUAUAUUUGUGUUGAUAUUUAAUAAAUUAAUAGACACGUCAUGACAAUGAGUGGCCAGUUAUCACAUGUUAACAAUUAUAUGAUGAAUACAAUGGACACAACUUCUUGGAUGUGUCACAUCAAGCGUGAGUUCGGCCAAUUGGACUAUUUUAUGGCCAACAAUGGCCGCAAUAACUACUGUCAAUCAGCACCCGUACCAAUAUAUCCAACGAUUCGCAUCAAACAAGAACCCGACACCGGCUACGGGUCUCUGACCAACUCAUCACUACAUGAUUGGGGACUUAAUGAGACCAACCGAUCGACGGCUGGUUUUUCAUUAACUCAUAUCCAGAACCUGGCCCUCAAAGAGUGUGCAAAAGAGAUUGACAUCGCUUGUGAUGCCCUCAACAUAUCUGCCGAUCCAUUUAAUUGGAACGUUACAGAUGUCAGAAGUUGGUUAGAAUGGACUCAAAGACAAUUCAAUUUAUUGGACUUUCCUCUCGAGUAUUUCCAGAUGGAUGGUAUGAAUCUUUGUAAAUUGUCUGAACAAGACUUUAAAGACAGGGCCCCCCUCUGUGGCGAAACACUGUAUGCACAGCUCGAGAUCUGGAAGACUGCCGUCGACUUUCGCCCCGAGGAAAGCAUUCUUGAGUUCAGUUCGAUAUUAAGCAACUGGUCGUCAUCGCCGCCGCCCUACUGUACAUCACCGCCAUCUACAAUAAGUGCUGUGCCCUCUCCAGGACAGGAGAGUAUAGGUACAGAUGCUCAUACAGUAUGUGUGUCUCCCGUAUCGCCACCGAUGUGCUCAUCUCCAGUCUCUCUGAUAACCGGUAAUACAACUACUGGAGUGGGCUCUCCACUGUUUGGCAGCUCCAUAGAGAGCUCAUCUAUUGUUACCUCAGAUUAUGGUAGCGAAGGAACUCAAAGCGAUGAUGAUAUAAGCGAUGACGGUUGCGACCUAUCAUUGAGUGGACACCUCGAACAGUCACCACCUACCAGUUCGACGACAACAGUGGGUCGAAGUGGUUCGGGUUCACACAUCCAUUUGUGGCAAUUUCUUAAGGAAUUGCUAUCACAACCUCAAAUGUAUGGCAGUUGUAUCCGAUGGAUGGACAGACCUAAAGGUGUCUUUAAGAUUGAAGACAGUGUUCGCGUCGCUAAGCUAUGGGGAAAACGUAAGAACAGGCCGGCUAUGAAUUAUGACAAACUGAGUCGUUCUAUACGUCAAUACUAUAAGAAAGGAAUUAUGAAAAAGACAGAAAGGUCUCAGCGUCUGGUCUAUCAGUUUUGUCAUCCAUAUUGUCUAUAAUUUAUAUGACAUACAUAUAUAUAUAUAUAUAUACGACACACCCCUCAGACAUUAGACCCGAAUUUGAUGCCAACAAUAGUUAGUGACUCUUAGUUAGUGUCGAAUUCGAAGGCAUUCUUCGUGAGUUAUAAUAAACAUGUGUUUAUGUAAUCGCAUUCACGAGGAAUGGCCUAUUAUGACGGAGAAGGUAUUAUUCCCGUCCUCAUUGUCUCUCAUAUCACUCAUUAUCUUCACAUUAAUAGACGCAUAAACCUCUCGUCUUUGCGCACAUUCCUCACGAUUGUUGACAACUAACUCGAUAUAUAUGUUAUAUAUUUAUAGUUUGAUUGUCAUUUAAAUUUAUCAAUUGAUCGGUAGUUGUGUUGAGGAUAACUAUCCUCCAUAUAGCGGUUAUUUUGAUGAAGUUGAUCCCAUAUAUCUAUGAUAUAUCCAAUUGUAUGUUCUGUGAACAUCAUUUCAUAACUUAUAUAUUGUUUUUUGAAUGUAUUUCAUAAAAACCUUUUCAGUUGUACUCAUGUGAGGCACUGGAAAUCGAUUACAUUGUAUAACAGUAUAUUAUUUUUAAUAUAUAUUUAUAUUAUUAUUAAGUGUUUUUAAUAAUAAUAAUUGUUUAGU